AUGGCUGCUGAAAAGCCCGAGAACUUUCGCGCCAUCAUCGUGGGAGGUGGCCCUGUCGCCUUGACAGCGGCGCAUGCCCUCUCCCAGGCCGGCAUCGACUAUAUCAUCCUAGAGCGGCGCAAGGCUCUUGACACUGACUCUGGCGCCUCAGUGGCCAUUUGGCCGCACAAUGUGCGCCUCUUGGACCAGCUAGGUCUGUAUGAAGAGGCAGAGCAGACCUACAUGCCUGUGCUAAACAAGUGGAACUUGAGACGGGACGGCACCGUACUGUCGAAAAGUAACAUGUUUGAGGCCAUUGGUAUUAAUCACGGCCAUCCUUGGAUGUGUUUCCACCGCGCCAAGUUGAUCAACAUGCUAUACCAGAGACUUCCAGACCCAUCAAAAGUCUUGCUGGACAAGGAGGUUGUCUCAAUCGAGAAUACAGCCAAUGGUGUCACAGUGACAUGUGCCGACAAGACCACACACUCGGCCUCGAUCAUCAUUGGCGCCGAUGGUGUGCACAGUAGUGUCCGCAGACUGGUCAAUGAGGCUUCAGGCAAGACCGAGGACCCUUUCAUGUCCUCUUAUCGUGGCCUUUAUGGCUAUGCAAAGCGGUCGCCAGAGCUUGAGCCCGCCACUCUUUAUGAGACGCACAGUGCCAAUCUGACCAUCCAGCUCAUUGUUGCUGAACAACAACAGCACUUCCUGGUGUACGAGCGUCUCCCGAAGCCGACUCGUGAAAGAACUCGGUACACCGAGGAAGAUGCCAAUGCCCUUGCCAAGAAGUACGCAGACGUGCGCUUUCCCACGGGCAAAGAUGGCGAGUUCGUGACCUGGGGUGACAUCUGGGCUCAGAAGCAAUGGUCAGUGCUGGCCAACCUCGAAGAAGGCAUCGUCAAGAAUUGGCACGACGGUCGUGCCGUGCUGGUUGGAGACGCUGUCCACAAGAUGACGCCCAACACCGGAUUCGGCAUGAACAGUGGCCUCCAGGGCGUGGCGCAGCUCGUAAACAGACUGCGUGCCCAGCUCAAGCAGACACCAGACCCAGAUGUGGCUACGCUCAGCCGCGUCUUCGGCGAGUAUCAGGCCGCUCGGUUGUCUAACUCAAAGGAGGCCGUGGAAGUGUCAGGCUUAUACACAAGACUUGUUGCAUGGAACAAUCCCGUGUGGAGAUUUACCGACCAGUACCUGCUUCCGUAUGUCAAGGGUGACAAUACCUCUCUCAACGUCCUCAUGUCGCCAAUCGUGCAAAAAGGUGUUCCCCUGGACUUUUUGGAGGAGAAGCGUUUCAAGCGUGGUACAUAUGCCUACCAUACUGGACCCGUCACUGCAAGUGCCGCGUAA
Molecule: messenger RNA, 1323 nt
Organism: Pestalotiopsis fici W106-1
Lineage: Eukaryota; Fungi; Ascomycota; Sordariomycetes; Amphisphaeriales; Sporocadaceae
Exons: 3
Coding region: 1-1323 (440 amino acids)
Molecular function (GO): FAD binding
Source: RefSeq, a predicted model, not a curated record